AUGGCGACAAACCGAUUCGUGUGCGAGACAUGCAAUAAAGGAUUCCAGAGGGACCAAAACUUGCAAUUACACAGAAGAGGACACAACUUGCCCUGGAAGCUCAAGCAGAGGAACAAACACGAGGUGGCCAAGAAGAAAGUGUACGUCUGCCCAGUGCCCGGCUGCAUCCACCACGAGGCUGCCCGGGCGCUGGGGGACCUGACCGGGGUCAAAAAGCACUACUCGAGAAAACAUGGGGAGAAAAAGUGGAAAUGCGAAAAGUGCUCCAAGAGAUACGCGGUGCAGUCGGACUUGAAGGCCCAUGCCAAGGUGUGCGGCACGCGCGAGUACAAAUGCGAUUGCGGUACUCUCUUCUCCAGGCGGGAUAGCUUCAUCACCCACAGGGCCUUCUGUGAUGCCCUUGCCCAUGAUACCUCAAAACCAACAACACAAGACAACCCACUUUUCUUUCCCAUCCAAACAGUCCCUACCACUACCACCACCACCACCACCACCACCACCCAAUUUUCACAACAAAACAUAAACUUCAACAAUUUCCCUCGUCACCAUCUCAAACAAGAAAGCCUCCCCUUGUGGCUAUCCCCCGACCCGCCAAGGGUAGAACCGUCAUUUCACCAAAACCCUACAAACGCUAACGGCACCAUUCCAUUUCCGUUCUCAUCGCCAUCUAAUUCCCUCGUGUCGGCUCGGAUGAGCCGAGUGGGCCCGGUUGGCCUGCUGCCCGAAAACGAAUUCGGGCACGUGCUCGGGAACUCGGGCAGCAUGCAUGAUGACGUGGGUAUGACGUCAGCGAACGGUGGGUUGGGGUUCAGCGGGUCGGUUCUUGGGUUCGGAUACGGGUUUAACGAGAUUUUUGAGUCGGGGAAGGGAUUGACGAGGGAUUUUCUGAAUAUGGCGGCUCUGGCGCAGAUGGGGUCUGAGCCGUUCGAUCAACACGAUCAUCAUCAAGUUCGACAGAAUAAUCAAGGGCCGUGGAGGUGUUGA
This is a messenger RNA of Striga hermonthica, 984 nucleotides long. Lineage: Eukaryota; Viridiplantae; Streptophyta; Magnoliopsida; Lamiales; Orobanchaceae. The record is from the annotation of a GenBank genome assembly.